CGUGAACUGCAGCUGUCAAGAAUUUGAAUACAAAUGUAUGAUGUGGUAACAGGAAGAAUAUUACUUGUAGUUUCUGUCUUCAUCAAAAUCCUUAAAAGUUUCUUAAUUAAAUUUUAAGUAAAAAUGACUAUGUUUGAUUAUGAGGGUACAGAAUCACACUUCUACAAUAAAAUAAUAUUUACCUUGGAGAAUUAUGGAUGGUAUCUCCUUAUAGCAAGUGUGUUGCUGAUGUAUGUUUACCAGAAAUUGCAACCAUUUAUAUAUACCUAUCUGGAAAGCAAAAGAAAUGAUGCUUAUGCUGCGGAAUAUCAUAAAAAUCCUGAUUUGUUUGCCGCCAAAAUAGUGGCUCAACAAGAGCAUGCUGCAAAACUACAGGAACAAUAUUCAAAGCUAGCAGAGGAGUACCAAAAAAAAAAGGAGAAGAGAGAAACAAAAAAAAGAGAAGAAUGGCUUUCUAAACAAUCAGGUUACAGGUUAGGAUCAGCUAAGGAGAACACUUUAAAAACAGAGUAUAAUCCACUAAUGGGAGAUAGCAGUAGCAAGUCUUAUAGACCACAACGAAAAAGUCCUUGUUCAGGAGGUGGAUGCGGAAAAUAAACUUUAUUAUAUGUU
This is a messenger RNA of Photinus pyralis (common eastern firefly), 612 nucleotides long. RefSeq names its product selenoprotein S-like. The transcript is spliced from 5 exons. The coding region runs from base 124 to 597 and encodes 157 amino acids. Gene Ontology annotation, biological process: endoplasmic reticulum unfolded protein response; retrograde protein transport, ER to cytosol. Gene Ontology annotation, cellular component: Derlin-1-VIMP complex; endoplasmic reticulum membrane; Derlin-1 retrotranslocation complex. Lineage: Eukaryota; Metazoa; Arthropoda; Insecta; Coleoptera; Lampyridae. The record is from RefSeq and is a predicted model, not a curated record.